Glarea lozoyensis ATCC 20868 is the source of this 1779-nucleotide messenger RNA. Its product is annotated as FAD/NAD(P)-binding protein. The transcript is spliced from 2 exons. The coding region runs from base 1 to 1779 and encodes 592 amino acids. The record is from RefSeq and is a predicted model, not a curated record. NCBI's taxonomy places the organism in Eukaryota, Fungi, Ascomycota, Leotiomycetes, Helotiales, Helotiaceae. Gene Ontology annotation, biological process: carotenoid biosynthetic process. Gene Ontology annotation, molecular function: oxidoreductase activity.
AUGGCCUCAGAAAAGAAAAAGACCGCAAUUGUGGUCGGUGCUGGAGUAGGAGGCAUAGCAACAGCAGCACGUCUCGCCAAAGCCGGAUUCAAUGUCACGGUUCUCGAGAAGAACAAUUACACGGGCGGCAGAUGCAGUAUAAUUUCCCACGAAGGCUACCGGUUCGACCAAGGCCCCUCUCUCCUCCUCCUCCCCAAGCUCUUCGAGGAGACAUUCUACGAUCUCGACACUUCGCUCGAGGCGGAAGGCGUGGAACUGUUGAAAUGCGACCCGAAUUACAAUUUGUGGUUCGGUGAUGGAGAGCGAUUCGAGCUCAGCAGCGAUACGGCGGUCAUGAAGCGCGAGAUUGAGAAGUGGGAAGGCAAAGAUGGGUUCGAGAGGUAUCUCAAAUGGUUAGCAGAGGCACACCGACAUUAUGAGGUUAGUGUGAGGGAGGUUCUGCAUAAGAAUUUCACUUCGGUGUUUAAUCUGCUGCGGCCGACCUUUUUGGUCAAUCUGUUCGAUUUACAUCCGUUUGAGAGUAUAUACUCCAGGGCAUCGAGGUAUUUCUGGACGGAGAGGUUAAGAAGGGUGUUUACCUUCGGGAGUAUGUAUAUGGGAAUGAGUCCAUUCGAUGCUCCUGGAACAUAUUCGCUACUUCAAUAUACGGAAUUGGCGGAGGGGAUCUGGUAUCCGGUUGGUGGAUUUCAUGCUGUGGUUGCGGCAUUGGUUAGAGUCUGCGAGAGAAUGGGUGUUGAUAUACGGCUAUCGACACCGGUGUCGCAAGUUGUUAUGGCGUCAGAUGGAAAGACAGUGACCGGUAUUAAGACAGAAUCAGGAGAAACUCUGACCGCUGAUAUCGUCGUCGUAAACGCCGACCUGGUCUACGCCUACAACAACCUUUUCCCUCAAACCACCCCCUCAUCCACCAAAUCAUACGCCAACUCCCUCACAAAACGAGCAGGCUCAUGUAGUUCCAUAUCAUUCUACUGGUCUCUCUCCCAAAAAAUCCCCGAACUCCAAACCCACAACAUCUUCCUCGCAGACGAAUACCGCGAAUCCUUCGACGCAAUCUUCGACCGCCAAUCCAUUCCCCACGAACCAAGUUUCUACGUCAACGUCCCCUCCCGCGUCGACCCCACCGCCGCUCCAGAAGGAAAAGAAGCAAUCGUAAUCCUCGUCCCCGUAGGCCACCUCCAAAACACCCGCACCACAUCCCCUUCCACCCCAGGCCUCCCAGCCGAACUAGACUGGCCUGCCCUCAUAACCUCCGUCCGCAAAUCCAUCAUCCGCAUCAUCGAAACCCGCACCUCGUGCGCCUCCAUUGAGCCUCUCAUCACAAACGAAAUCACCAAUUCCCCGCUCUCAUGGGAAUCAGAAUUUAAUCUCUCCAAGGGCUCGAUCCUAGGUCUCUCUCAUUCUUUCUUCAACGUCUUAGCUUUCCGUCCGCAAACGCGCGCCAAGGGGCUCAAAAAUUGUUACUUUGUGGGCGCGUCGACGCAUCCUGGGACUGGUGUCCCGAUUGUGCUGGCGGGCGCGAAGAUCACGACGGCGCAGGUGCUCGAUGAUCUUGGGAUGGAGAAGCCAUGGGGGAAGGGUGUGAGUUUGAUGCCGGAAACGAAGAAGAGGGGCGAUAUUGAUGUUGUGAAGAGGGAUUGGGCUUUGUUAAGUGAUCUGGGAAUUUGGAUUCUGGCGGGUAUAGUGAUGAUAGUGAUGUUGAUGUAUGUUAAUAGCGGCGUUGUGGUACAGUGGAAACCGGAGGUUAAGAGCGGGAUUAAGGGGUGGGGGAGUGGUAAUUAG